CGGCGUUCAUUUGGAUUAAAUAUGUAAGAGGGCGCAUCUAAACGUUAUUUACGAGAUAAUAAUUCUCACCAAUGGUAAAGAAACGCAGAAUAGACGCUAAAGGUGACAAGAAUCUCAAGAAUGUAUUAUUUCCGGUGAUACCGCUGCCAAGUGUCCAGCUAUGCCUGGCCAAUUCAGUUCCAAUCAGUUGUAUACGUGACAGAGAGAUCGAUAAGCUCUUCAGAGUCAAGAGUUUGGAGUGCCCCGAUGACCUAAACCAGCUGGAGACGAAUUUGGAGAUUUUAGGAACGGACAAGCUCGAUGAAGACGCACUUUGCAGAGAAACACAACAGAACAAGGAUCUGGACCAACUAAAGGCAGAACUCGCACUGAUAAAGUCUCUCUACAGCUACAUCGAACGCGGAAUAUGGAACAAGCAACGCAUACUCUCGGUCUAUGAGCUGGGCUACGGGAAUGUUUACAAGGAUAUGAGCGGGCUGGAAAGUUUGUAUCGACAUUGUACCACACUCUCUCCAUUUGCAUCUCUAAUUCGCUCCCUACUUACAUGCAUGAGCGAACAGGAGACAGAGACACAAGACCAAGUUUCCAAAGACGCUAGCGCGCAAGAGUCACUAAAGCGCAAGUUUGAGGAAUGCUCAGGUUUACAAGUAUGUUUUGAUCGAUUACCACUUUCAUCGCUCAAAAUUUCGGAUUUUUACGAUUCACGCCUUUAUCAAGAUAUCGAACCAAAGGAUGAGAACACAACCAAUGAAGAUAAUAGUGAGGAGGAAAUGUUUCAAAAUUUAGUACAGGGUAAAUUAUGUAAUGGCCAAGAAGCUAAAAAGCCACACGAGCUGGCAAUUUCUCUGAUUUUGAGCAACAAGUACGACUGUAUUUCACCUCGCCUCUUGACCCGAGUACUUGGGGAUUACAGAAUUAUAAAUGCAAUUUCCAAACACUAA
Theileria equi strain WA is the source of this 941-nucleotide messenger RNA. RefSeq lists its product as hypothetical. Lineage: Eukaryota; Apicomplexa; Aconoidasida; Piroplasmida; Theileriidae. The record is from RefSeq and is a predicted model, not a curated record. The transcript has a single exon. Bases 72 to 941 code for a protein of 289 amino acids.